AAGUAGGCAAAUUGGAUGGUAAGCAUGAAUGACAGUUUCAACUUUCAAACAAAGCAAGGUUUUUGGCGAUGAGCAUUUCUUAACCGUUCUCAUAUCUAAAAACACCAAGCACAAAUAGAAAGAGAUUCACUAUAUAAACACACAUUUUGUGUUAAUUAACCACAUUCAUGGUUUUAAAUUUUAAUUGAUCACAUUCACCACAUCAAGAUCAAUAGUCACACCACCACCAUGACCCUCCCCACCAACCACAACUUGUUCUCAUUGGUCUUCCUAGUGACCAUUCUAUGUUCCUCUUUGUUCCUCACCACAACAGCUUCUGAAUCUAAAGGUGAAGAAUACAUCUACACUAAAGGAGCUAGAAAUGGACCAGAGAAUUGGGGGAGUCUAAAACCUGAGUGGGAAGUUUGUAGAAAUGGAAAAUCUCAAUCUCCAAUUGAUAUUAAAAAUGUAGAGGGGUUUUCUCAACUUGGAAAACUUAAAAAAGAUUACAAAGUAGCUCCUGCCACCUUGAAGAAUAGGGGCCAUGACAUCAUGCUCCAGUGGGACGGAGAUGCAGGGAAGCUUAACAUAAAUGGAACUUACUACAAGUUUGUGCAAAGUCAUUGGCACACACCUUCAGAGCACACGUUGAAUGGAUCAAAGUUUGACAUGGAAAUGCAUGCAGUCCAUGAAAACUCUAAAGGAGAGAGAGCUGUUAUUGGAAUAUGGUAUACAAUUGGCCAGCCAGAUCCCUUGCUUUCAAAGCUGCUCGACAACAUAAAAUUAAGUGGAGACAACAAGGACAUAGAUUUGGGAAUACUUAACCCAGGACUCAUCAAGUUUGGAAGCAGAAAGUAUUACAGAUAUGUUGGUUCUCUGACAACACCACCAUGCUCUGAAGGUGUUAUUUGGACAAUAGUGAAGAAGGUUAGGACGGUCUCAAGGGAGCAGUUGAAGGCCUUAAAAGAAGCUGUUCAUGAUGGAUUUGAGAUCAAUGCAAGGCCAACCCAGGAGCUUAAUGGAAGAAAAGUUUGGUUAUAUACUCCAAAUGUGGUGUGAAGGGAAUUUCUUACUGCUUACAGUUGGCAGCAAAGUAGACAAGAAGAAGAACUUUUUGUAUGGAGAAAUAAAUGGCCAUAUAUCAGAUGUUAAGAUCGAUUUCCGUGGAGAAGCACCCUAGGACGAUGAUGAACUUGUGUUUAGUUUAAGUUGUAUAUUGUGUGUGCUUGUUAAUUUUCUCAGUAAGUUACUUUGCGGCUGUUCUAGAGGUGAACAUGAGGAGAUCCUAUCAUAUCAUAUUGCUGAGAAAAUAAAUAAUACAUUAUUCUGCUGCAAGAUGGGUUCAUAUACAAAUGUUUUAUUUGUGAAGCACUCUCAUGGAGGAGUUUUUAUCGAGGGAAUUUUCGUCCUCAUCCCCAUCUUUACAGGGAAAUUGUCUUCAAGGUCGAUGCUCCAAACGGAAUUGUAUUUAAUUUAUGAGAAAUCCCCAUCUUAAAGUGAAAAUUGUCAUCUCUAAAUGUGACCAAGCCUUUUUUUUUUUGUUGAAAUUAUGUGACCAACCCUUUUAUUAUCAAUAAAAUGUUUGAGAUCCAAGACAAA
This is a messenger RNA of Lotus japonicus, 1578 nucleotides long. Its product is annotated as alpha carbonic anhydrase 4-like. The record is from RefSeq and is a predicted model, not a curated record. Lineage: Eukaryota; Viridiplantae; Streptophyta; Magnoliopsida; Fabales; Fabaceae. The transcript is spliced from 7 exons. The coding region runs from base 229 to 1038 and encodes 269 amino acids. Gene Ontology annotation, molecular function: carbonate dehydratase activity; zinc ion binding.